This is a messenger RNA of Cydia splendana, 834 nucleotides long. RefSeq lists its product as uncharacterized. The record is from RefSeq and is a predicted model, not a curated record. Gene Ontology annotation, molecular function: catalytic activity. The transcript has a single exon. NCBI's taxonomy places the organism in Eukaryota, Metazoa, Arthropoda, Insecta, Lepidoptera, Tortricidae. The coding region runs from base 1 to 834 and encodes 277 amino acids.
AUGCAGGUCAUAACCGAGUGGGGCGUGAGUUUAGCGGUCGUGGCGGAACCAUGGUGCAUCCCCCCUCGAACAAACUGGGUGGGGGCAACGGACGAUAAGGUGGCUCUAGUCAUGCCAGCUAUCGGAGACUUCCCCCCUCUGACCAAAGUACACACAGAGCCAGGCAUUGCAGCGGCUAAGUGGGAGAACAUUAUUCUGAUCGGCACAUACUUCUCCCCCAACCGACCGUUGCCAGCCUUUGAGAGGCACCUGGAGAAUUUAGCAGUGCUCAUACGAAGGGUGGCACCAACUCCGGUGCUGUUGAUGGGAGACCUAAACGCCAAAAGUGCGACAUGGGGCUCGCCCAUCACAGAUCCGAGAGGGGCAACACUAAGGGAUUGGGCAGCUACAAUGGGACUGAUAACACUCAACCAGGGAAAUGCCAAUACUUGCGUGCGACGACAGGGAGGGUCCAUCGUGGAUGUAACAUUCGCUACCCCUGUCGUCGCUGCUCGGGUUGGUGACUGGCGAGUUUUAGGCGACAUAGAAACCCUCUCCGAUCACGUUUACAUACGGAUGAGGGUCUCUUCCAUCCUCACAGCUGUGGUGACAAGAGGAGGCCAAAGAAGAGCGGGAAGGGAGCUCCCAAGGUGGUCGCUGGCACAGCUCGACCGGACUAUGGUGGACGAAGCGGCCAUGAUGGAAGCUUGGAAUGCCCCUUCACCAGACGUAGUAGGGACUGAGGCCAGGGCAAUAAGCUUUCGGUCGUCUCUUACGACCAUAUGCGAUGCGGCGAUACCCGCAUUAGGCGACCUUCUGCCAAAAAUCAAGUUUAUUGGUGGUCGGCGGAGAUAG